Colossoma macropomum (tambaqui) is the source of this 873-nucleotide messenger RNA. RefSeq lists its product as uncharacterized. The coding region runs from base 235 to 777 and encodes 180 amino acids. The transcript has 4 exons. Lineage: Eukaryota; Metazoa; Chordata; Actinopteri; Characiformes; Serrasalmidae. The record is from RefSeq and is a predicted model, not a curated record.
AUUAACGGUCGUUCAUAAUUAAUACAGUUUGAGAAAGAGAGAGAGUUCGAGGAUGAACUGAUAACAAUGGUGAACAGACGAAUCUAGUUAGUUCGUGAGAACUCGUUAAGUGACAGGAUGCAGAAGUGCGCGAGACUGAGGCUGUAACUAUAACAGACGGAAAGUACUUUGCAUAGAGUCUCGCGCCUUGCUCAGACUGACUGACUGACCGACUGACUGAAUCUAGCAGUUAACAUGAGGAGCCAGGCUUUACUGUUGACUGUGUUGGUGGUGUGCAGCCUAGGCCUCGCAGGCUACAUUCACCACAAGAAAAAGGAGGAGGUCAAAUUAGCCAAACACGCCUCUUUCCAGAACGUCAAGCACCGGGUAACCAGCGACGUGCUGCGGGAGUACAUGACCCAUGUGGUGGAGUCGAACUCCCUGCUGGACAAGACCAAGAAACAGAUUACCGACCUCACUGCUGAAGUGAAAGAAGCUCAAGAGGCCGCAGAUGCGAAGCGAGGUGUAGUGGAGACUUGCACCGGUGACCUGAAACGUGUAACCGAUGAAAUCGCUGCCAUAGACACCGAGAAGAACAAUGCUGAUGAGGAGUUUAAGAAGAAGAAGGCCAGCUUGCAGGAGCAGAUGGACAACCUUAAAAAGGAAGUGGAGCAACACAGCAAAGUGUGUGACUACAUCAAAAAGGACUCCGCCGAGGGGAGGAAACUGUGCGGCAUGGAGGCUCUUCCAAAACAAAAUGUUACUAAGGAGGCCAAAAAAGAAGAGCCGCCUAAAUAAGCCUCAAACACAACGGAAAAGGCUGGAGCUACAAAGGCACAUUAAUGAAGCUAAAGCUAUGAAAGCAGAGGAGUUAAUACACUAACCAAAUCAACG